Messenger RNA from Onychostoma macrolepis, 4154 nucleotides. It is a transcript of the gene prrx1b, whose product is annotated as paired related homeobox 1b. Gene Ontology annotation, biological process: regulation of DNA-templated transcription. The transcript has 5 exons. Gene Ontology annotation, molecular function: DNA binding; DNA-binding transcription factor activity, RNA polymerase II-specific. The coding region runs from base 1074 to 1796 and encodes 240 amino acids. NCBI's taxonomy places the organism in Eukaryota, Metazoa, Chordata, Actinopteri, Cypriniformes, Cyprinidae. The record is from RefSeq and is a predicted model, not a curated record.
ACAGAAAGGUUUGUAUUCUACUGAGCUGCUUUUCUGUUUUUCUUUCUUUUUAUGUAAACGCGCUAAACUGACGUCUUUCGAGCGCACAUCUAGCGUUUUUUGUAGCGUUUUAAACACAAAGUUCUAAAGAUGAGGCGGUUUUUUCCAUUACACUUUUAAAUGCAAAAACGCGUUCCGUGUAAACGGUUUCUUUGACAGUUUAACCUUACGGCCUCGUUUUCAUACGCGUAAAAAUGAAAGAUGGCGUCUGACUACACCUUUAGUUGAAUUUCUACAAUUUAAUUCAACUAAACCAUCCCAUUAAUGGACAAACCUUUUCAAAUGUCUUUGUGCCAACACUCACUUGAACAUUGUUUUGCGCGAAAUGAUAAUAAGUGACAGAUAUCUGGAAUUCAGAGUUUGGGGAGGGUUAAUCUUCGAAGGGAAGCUGUGAUGGAGGAGGGAGGGGGCUGUUAAACGUCAAAGACAGCACAAAGUCUUUUGCCACGUAAUUACGAGAGCCUUUCAGCUCCAUCUUCUCUCCCAGGGGUCUCAAUUUUUCAUUUACAAUCCACUCCACUGCAUGCCAGUGAGCGCGCCGUUUGAAGUGCCAGAGUGUGUGUGUGUGUGUGUGAGUGAGUGAGCAGAGAGCACGGCGUGGAGCAGAGGAGAGAGCCAACAGCUUAGGGAAGGCGGUGGAGUGUCCUGCCUCCUCUCGCUGCUUUACACACAUGCAUCUGAAAGGCAUCAGCAUUUCUGGAUCAGCGCUCAGUCAACAACUCCGUGGAGCUCUGGGAGUUUUUUUCUUAUUGAAUCAACAAUACUUUGCAGAAAGAGAUUGUACGGCUUUGAGUGGACGCAUUCAACAGACUUCGUGGACUUUAUAGUCCUAUUAAGUUCCACAAAGUUUUAGAUCAAGUUGAAACAUUGCUCCACCUGGAUAAGUAGCUAUCAUAUAGUGAGCAAGGGCAGCUAAGGCAUCGGUUUGUAGGCGCUGUUCCUUAUGAGGUUGUCUUCAAAUUUACGCAAGGAGGACCUGUUUGGUUAACCUAAUACACUUGCCCAGUUUUUUUCUCUUGAAUCGUAUUUGCGUCAUGACUUCUAGCUAUGCACAUGUAAUGGACAGACAAGCAACCAUAUCCAGCAGACUGGAGAGUCCCAUUACAGCCAACCUGGAAAACCUGCAAGCCAAAAAGAACUUCUCGGUGAGCCACCUGUUGGAUCUAGAGGAGGCUAGAGAAAUGGUCGGUUCUCAGGCGGACGAAAGUGUUGGCGAAACGGGCAGGACUAUGCUGGAAUCUCCGGGUUUAACCAGCGGCAGUGAUACAACACAACAGGAGAAUGAACAGCUGAACUCCGAAGAAAAGAAGAAGCGGAAACAACGGAGGAAUAGAACCACGUUCAACAGCAGCCAGCUGCAAGCGCUGGAGCGAGUGUUUGAGCGGACACACUACCCAGAUGCCUUUGUUCGAGAAGACCUGGCACGCAGGGUCAAUCUCACCGAAGCUAGAGUUCAGGUGUGGUUCCAAAACAGACGGGCAAAGUUUCGGCGCAACGAGCGGGCGAUGCUGGCCAGUAAGAAUGCUUCGCUUCUCAAAUCGUACUCAGGCGACGUAACGGCGGUGGAGCAGCCUAUCGUCCCCCGUCCCGCACCCCGUCCAAAUGACUACCUGUCCUGGGGGAGCGCAGCCCCUUACAGCUGGUACCCAAGGCCGGAGGGAGGGCCAAUGCGAAUGCCACAGAAAAUGCUGCCCACAGAAACACCAUGGCAACCUACCCACCCACUUGUGCCAACACCACUUCCACCCAGGGAAUGAAUAUGGCCAACAGCAUUGCUAACCUGAGACUGAAGGCCAAAGAGUACAGCCUCAACCAGGUGCCCACUGUCAACUAAGCCUCAAACGGGGGACGAGAUGAGGGGACAAAGAGAAGCAAGAGACGUUGAGAAGAGAAGAACACAGAGGAGCUGGAUUAGUUUGGCCUUCUGCAGUGUCAAGAGCAGAGUGGAUGUGACUUUUCGCCCCCUCCUAAAACAGUGGAAUUGCAUUGUUGUCCCUCUCAUUUGGCUUUUUUCUUCAUCACAGAUGAAGGUAUGUUUUUGAGAAACUUAAUCUCAGUUUAUACUGAUCCGAAGAUUGUAAAGACAGCGCAAGGUCUGCUCUUUGGAGAACAAAUCAACGAGCAGGGCUCCGCUAAAUCUGUAAGAAGUGGCAGACGGAGCGUCUGGAUGCUGUAAGCUGUUCUUUCCUUGUUCUUUUUUGGCUUUAUUUUGGGUCGACCGGACGGAAAGUAAAGACACUUUCAUGGCAAACAAUGGAGGACUGUUGUUCACCAUUCACCACUGAAUGGUUUAAAUUACAUUAAUGCUGAGAUUUGGCAAAAUACUGACCCAAAAUGUCUCCAUGUCUACAUCCGGUAGAAUAAAGACACAUUUGUGGACUUUAGUCAGUAAACAGGAGACGUUUAAAACUAUCCAUGCUGAUGGAAGCAUUGAGGUCGGAUUACAUCUUUUAAUGUCUUGAAUAUUACACCACUGUUUAAGGUAAAUAAACAGUGCCCCACGGUGACCUAUGUAUCCACUCAGUACAUUAACACAUUAUGUUUCAGUUUUUUCCAAAGGUGAUUUUUUUUAGCAAUUAUAUUUUCCUUUUUAUAUUUGGAAACCAUAUAGUAAUAAAACAUUUUCAAGCAAUAAAUCUAAUACUAUUGUGUUGAAUCCCACAGCUGAAGAGACACGCAUAUAUGUUUUUGCUAAAUGCUCAUAUUUGAGAAACUGUUGCAGGCAACAGUAUUACUUCAACAUGACCUUACAAAAUAUAUCCGUAUGUAACAUUUCUUGCAUUAUGUUAGUCAAAACACCAGCGCUACAAAAUAAAUAAUCCAAAAUGAAUUUUGUUUCAUAUUAUAGAUUUCGAUUUAUCCCACGAUAUACAUAGAUUAUUUCUGACUGUUCAAAUUUUUUUUGACUUUUUGUGGAACACACUAGGCAACACACCCGUGUUAUUAAAAACAAUUUUAGAGCAUCAUACAAUACUAUGCAAUGCCGCAAAGCUAUGUUUUUCUGAUUGUGUUGAUCCUGUCUGAAGAAAAUGCCCCACUAAUUAAAUGAUAUUCAAUUUAUGUACUGUUUUUUUAUUCGUAUUUUAUUUUAUUUUUUGCAACGAGUGAAGAUUAGGCACAAUAAUUACCCCAUGUUUCAAUUGAUUAUUCUCAAAUGAAUUGCAAAUCAAAUUCAAUUAAUGUACUGUUUUUUUUAUUCUUUAUUUAUUUUAUUUUUUGCAACGAGUGAAGAUUAGGCACAAUAAUUACCCCAUGUUUCAAUUGAUUAUUCUCAAAUGAAUUGCAAAUCAAAUUCAAUUUAUGUACUGUUUUCUUAUUCUUUAUUUAUUUUAUUUUUUGCAACGAGUGAAGAUUAGACACAAUAAUUACCCCAUAUGUUUCAAUUGAUUAUUCUCAAUUGAAUUGCAAAUUCAAUAUUUUUUUUGACAGAAUCUCAGUGCAUUAUCAUGGAGUAGUGUUAAAUUUUUCUUUAACAUCUGUACUGAACAUGUGUUACUCAAAAUGUUAAGAACAGAUUAGAUCCUAGAUCUGAUACACAAUGCUUUUUGAGCAUGAAUUUCAGUUUUGCCAUUCACUCGCACGGUUCGCAGCAACAUCUGUAACUCUAUAUGUUUACAUGUGUAUGACGUGAUCACUUUGGGGAAAUUUAGAGCGUUUAAGUUUAAAUCUGGUUACCAAUUAUGUCCUAUAUAAUACGAGUAGAUAGCCACAAUAGUAAGCAUUUUUAUGUCACAAUAUGAUGGGAAGCAAAUCCCAGUUACCCCUAUAUUUCUAUGGGGGAAAUAAAAUACAGGAAGAAAAUAUGUCUACGUUUUCUUACACUUAACUAAUUGCAUAAAAAGAAAAGUGUUGAUGACUACAAGCAAAUUAAUGACAAAAUAAGAGUUGCAGAAUCACUAAAAACAAAAGCUUUGCAGAUUUAAUUACAUCUAAAAUAAACAAACUGAUUGAGUCUGAUAUGAUUUUUUUCCCAGUAAUCCAAGAAUGCUGUAUACAUGAUGUAAAAAUACAUGAUGUCUAAAAAAUAAUGUAUGUCAGUGUAUGUGAAAACUGAAAUGGCGAUCCGCAAAGUGAUUUUGUGACAUUUACUUUAUGCUACAAAUUUACUCUAUAUC